AUGAGCUUUGCGGCUACGUUCACCUGCGGCGCGUUCUACUGCGGCGACGACCGCGCCUGCAGCAUCUUGGAUCGCAACUGCACUGUCGGGUCCCGGGCAAUCAUCGACAACCCGAAUCUCGGCCCCAUGGUCUACCUUCCGACAUCCCUCAAAGCGCUGUCGGACGCUCACAACCGUCGCAAGUCCUCGCAAGAACGAUACAUUACACGGCCACCCGAGUACGCUUGGCCACCGUCGCUUUCGAGCCUGCGUGUGACCCGAACUUGGCUACCGAUGGACGCGCCGCUUCCACCGAGUCUCGGCGUCUUCGACUUUACCGCCUGUGCCUGGACAUCGGUCCCCGCCGCCUAUCCAUGGCCGACAAAUCUCACAAAUAUCCACCUGCGUGAUAGCAACCUUGAAGGCUUCUCGAGUCGGCAGCGCUGGCCCCUGACCCUCCAGAUCCUGGAUGUCUCGCUCAACAAGAUGGCAAGUCUCGAUGGCCUUUCCGCACAGCUUGCAACACUCAACGUGAGCGGCAACCUCCUCUCCAGCGUCACGAUUGGCACUUCGUACUGGGCCACAACCAUGAGUACCCACCUCUCGCGUGGUUGUGAGCUCUGUCUUUUGCCCGGUGCGUCCAACUUUUAUGGCAUCCGAGCUGCCAAUGAUGCCGAUACGUCAGGCGCCUACUCGGAGAAGACGUGGCAAGUCAUCGUGCUCGUCGAGUCCAUCAUGACCAUCGUCUUUAGCUGCAUUCUGCUCUUCGCUCACUGCUACCCGCGGUGUGCUCCGAAGCGUCUGCCCCCGCUCGUGCUGGACGAGCCGAUGGACGACGGCGCCCGCCUCGUGCCGCUGCGCCGUUACCGCUACAAGCGCCGACACAUCGCUGUCAAGCGUGUGCGCGCCGAUAUCGCGUCACCCGAGGUCCUCGACGCCUUUGUGCAAGACGUUGCGCUCAACGCCAUCUUGCACAACCCGAACAUCGUCGACUUUGUCGGCGUCUACUGGUCGCCCAAGGUCGGGCUCGCGUCGCUAGCGUGCCUCGUCGACGCGCACGACCCGACCACUCGACCAACGGCCGCCGACAUUCUCUUGGUGCUGGCGCGCCUCGCCCCGAUCAAGGUCCCGUCCGAGCACCUCCACGGGGUCUAUCGCCUGUAG
Molecule: messenger RNA, 1143 nt
Organism: Saprolegnia parasitica CBS 223.65
Lineage: Eukaryota; Oomycota; Saprolegniomycetes; Saprolegniales; Saprolegniaceae
Exons: 12
Coding region: 1-1143 (380 amino acids)
Source: RefSeq, a predicted model, not a curated record